Molecule: messenger RNA, 1522 nt
Organism: Anolis sagrei ordinatus
Lineage: Eukaryota; Metazoa; Chordata; Lepidosauria; Squamata; Anolidae
Product: la-related protein 6-like
Biological process (GO): RNA processing
Cellular component (GO): nucleus
Molecular function (GO): mRNA binding
Source: RefSeq, a predicted model, not a curated record
AUGUCUUUGUGCAACCCAACAAUGGACUUGAAAUUUGGUUCCCAGCUGAAAUGCAGCAUGCCAGUUCCAGUCCAGGGAGGACCCUUUUCUGCUCUCCAUUUCUUCCCCCGUCCAAAUAGAUCCUUCCCUCUGCUGAGCCAAGAAGAGCUGGUGGAGACCUUGGAUGGGAGCCCCUUUGACUUGAAUGACCUCAGUCCUGGUCUCUUUGUGAGCAGUGACUCCUCCAUGCCAGAUUCACAGCUGGUCAGAAGGAUAGUCUCGCAGGUGGAGUUCUACCUCUCUGAUGAGAACUUGUCCAAGGAUGCCUUCCUCCUGAAGCAUGUGCAAAAGAACAAAAUGGGCUUUGUGAGCAUUAAACUUCUGACAUCCUUCAAAAAGGUGAAAUAUUUAACCAGAGAUUGGCGAGUGACCCUCUAUGCUUUGCAGUUCUCAGAACUGCUGGAAGUCAAUGAGGAAGGGACAAAGGUGAGGAGGAGAAACCCCAUCCCAGGUUAUCUGGUAAACAUCCCUCCAAGCAAGAUGCUCCUGGCCUGGAAUGUCCUUCCAUAUGAGCAAACAAUCCCUGCCUCACUUCUCUUCCAGACAACUUUUCUUGACAAAAUCACCAAGCUCUUUGGGCCUUUUGGGGAUAUUACCUCCAUUCGUAUCCUCCGUCCUGGCAAAAAGCUUCCUUCCGACGUGAAGAAAUAUUCAUCACGGUACCCAGAGCUGUUGACCAAAUGUUGUGCCUUGGUAGAAUAUGAGAGUUUAGAGAGUGCCCGAAAAGCUCUUGAAGAGCUUGGCCACAACCAAGCCUCCUCUCCUGGGGAAGCUAUAAAAGUCGUCAGCCUCUCUGGAAGGGGCUCCAAGAAGAAGAGCGCAACCAGUCAAGAUGAUAGUGAGGAGGCUGAGGAGAUGGAGAAGCCUUCUAGGAAGUGGACCCAUAUGCUGCCAGAAGGCCUCCAGCAUGCUCUUGAUGAUUCCUUCUUUUACAGCUCAUCCACAGAGUCAGAUAGCACCCCAGUGUCUACUCCUAUUCUGCCUCGGAAUUUCCUCUCUGCUCCUGUCUGGCCCACCACCAACUUCUGCAAUUCUGCUAACCAGGUCUUCAAACAAAACUUCUUCAGCAUGCCAUAUGCAGGUCAUCUCUCAUUGCACAAAUCCCUGCCUUGGCCUUUCUGCCCACCACCUAUCUCUGCACCCAAGCUGGGCAAUGCCACUUUGGAAUCACGAAAGCCACCCGACUUGUGCUGUGACACAGGAGUAGAUACUGGAAACCCGUGGAUGUCCAAACGUCGUGGACCAGCCAGCAGUCAACUUCUUCCACAGAAACCUGAGUCCUUGGGCACAGGGGCUGCUUCCAAAAGGAUGAGUGAAUUUCAUGGUGCACGGCCAGGAGUGAUUCGCCUUCCGCAAGGGCCAGAUGGCACUAGGGGUUUCUACAAUACCAUUGGGAGGGGAAAAUUUAUCUUGAGGCACUGAGUUUUCUCUCCUUUUGAGGGAUGUAAGCUUUAUAUAAGAAUGUGGUGUGUUUGUAUCAUUU